Cladophialophora immunda is the source of this 1212-nucleotide messenger RNA. RefSeq lists its product as uncharacterized. NCBI's taxonomy places the organism in Eukaryota, Fungi, Ascomycota, Eurotiomycetes, Chaetothyriales, Herpotrichiellaceae. The transcript has a single exon. The record is from RefSeq and is a predicted model, not a curated record. Bases 55 to 1212 code for a protein of 385 amino acids.
GCCAGAAGUCCCUUUGGGGGGACAUACUACCAAAGGUCAGAUCUUAGGGUCAGAAUGGCAUCGCGUUCGUGCCUCUAUCUGUUGGUGUUCGUCUCGUUGAUUUCCACAUCUACGGCUGCUGUGCAUUUCAAGAGUUGGUAUGGACAAUUCCGACAGGUCUUCGAGCACAUCAUGGAGAAUGAUUGCCAGGCAGAGUAUCAAAGUUACUUACAGAAAGUUGCUCCGAAGGACUAUCUGAGCGAAUAUGUCACGCCAGUCAUCGACUGUAUCCUGGAAAAUCUGAACGAAACACGCAAGUCCAACAUGGCGGCCGCCGCAGUGUUGCUGGGUCUGUUACCGACAACUCUAGGCCUUGUUGGCUCUACCACAGUAGAAGUCGGCCUCGUGGCACUGAGGCGGCCUUUUCUCUCCUUCCUGCUCGCAGCCGGGGCGCCCGCUGUCUCGCCAAUCCGCACAUUCGAUUACAUUGACACGACAGAGCUGCUGGAAAGGAAACCCAAGACCGUCAGGAUCAAGCAGAUGAGUCGGCCGGCGGGCUUCUGCGUCUCUCUUUUCCAAUAUGUCAUGGCAGCCGCAGCGGUCGUCAACCUGGCUUUUGUGAGCUACGAGAUCUGCGUGCGUACCAUCUGUUCCUUUGCCCCCGAGACUGCCUACCUCCCGGCACUGUGGGCAUUUCUGGCCGUUGCUGUGCACUUCUUUGGGACGUGGUCAGUCUAUUGUCGAACCCGGAUCUCCAUCAAGCCCGACGAGAAGACGCCCGCGGGACUGUGGCAGAUGAUAUCCGCAGAAUUCACGCCUUCUGCGUCGCGACAAGGGGCGGAUCUGGAGAUCAAGGAGGAGACGUAUCUGUACAUCUUCCUCUCCUGGUUCACCGCCACGGGCACCGUGCUGCACAUUGUGUACGGGACGCUCGUCUUUUCGAGCCUCAUCUUCAUCUCCACCAGCGACGCCACGGCCGUGGUGGCGAGGUAUCUGGCGUCCACCCUGGUCUGCCGGGCGAUCGUCAUGUACGAGCUGAGUGGGCUGCGAGAGGUGUUGAGUAGUGAUCGGAGAAAGGACUCGCACGGGGGGUCCGAGCUCAUACCGAUGGAACCGACUUCGGGCACGAUGUCGCUCGGCGACCGUCUCGGGGGCGUUUGGAAGCGGGGGCCCUUGAGCCGCACGGAAGAGUGGCAGUUGCUGCGCGGAGCAGACAGGCCUGGGGAAGCGUGA